Messenger RNA from Tripterygium wilfordii, 2156 nucleotides. Its product is annotated as E3 ubiquitin-protein ligase DA2-like. Lineage: Eukaryota; Viridiplantae; Streptophyta; Magnoliopsida; Celastrales; Celastraceae. The record is from RefSeq and is a predicted model, not a curated record. Gene Ontology annotation, cellular component: cytoplasm. The coding region runs from base 457 to 1731 and encodes 424 amino acids. The transcript is spliced from 10 exons.
AAAACGUAUGUACACGCCUAAAAUAGAAAGAAAGCGCUCUCUCUCUCGCUCUAUCUCUGGGAAUCAUUGUUGAAGUGGUGAGCAUACCUUUCGAUCUUUAGUUUCUCUCGUUCGGGGGGAAUCCUCUGUCGCUUCUCGAAGAAUUCCAGUCUUUCACUCGCUUCACUGCCUCGGCCGGCCUUUCAAGGGCUGUGGGAGAAUCUCUCUUCAGCGGAAUUGUGGUUGCUUGCAGGAUGUGUAAUCUUACGCAGUUAUGCUGCAGCGGAUUGUUUCAGAUUGAGCUGGAUGCAAUUCUGGUUUGCUGAUGGCUGUUGAAGCACUGGAAUUAGGGUUUAGAUACCGUUCAUAUGGUUUUAAAAAUUUGUUACCAAUUUGAAUUGGGAGCCUCUAAAUGACGUCAGCAAAAGUUUUUAAUUAAAGAGGACUACGGUUUGAUAUUAUUUUUCUUGUCAUUGGAUGGGUAAUAAGCUGGGAAGGAGGAGGCAGGUUGUGGACGACAGGUUUACUAGACCACAAGGAUUAUAUGUUCACAAAGAUGUAGAUCAUAAGAAGCUUAGAAAGCUAAUACUUGAAUCUAAGCUGGCUCCAUGUUAUCCCGGGGAUGAAGAGUGCUGUUGUGAUCUUGAAGAAUGCCCAAUUUGCUUUUUGUAUUAUCCAAGUCUCAACCGAUCAAGGUGUUGCUUGAAGGGCAUAUGCACAGAGUGCUUUUUGCAGAUGAAGAAUCCUAAUUCUACCCGUCCUACGCAAUGUCCUUUUUGCAAAACCUCCAACUACGCCGUGGAGUAUCGAGGUUUGAAAACAAAGGAGGAGAAAGGCUUGGAGCAGAUAGAAGAGCAACGUGUCAUAGAAGCAAAGAUUAGGAUGCGACAGCAGGAAAUUCAGGAUGAAGAAGAGAGAAUGCAGAAAAGACUACAAUUUAGUUCAUCUGGUGGUGCAAGUAUUGCCUUGGGUGAGAUUGAGCAGAGCUCAGUAGCAGCUCCAUCUUACGGGCCUCCUAUGGAAGAUGUUGAAAUUACUUCUUCCCAAGAUUCAAGUGCUGGCCCCAUGUGCAGUCAGCCUUCACAACCUAGGGCCAACCGGGAUGAUGAAUUUGACCUGGAUCUUGAAGACAUUAUGUUCAUGGAAGCAAUCUGGCUCUCCGUCCAGGAUAAUGGCAGGCUGGGAAUUCCAGCAUAUGGUGAUGCUGCUCCUGAUGAACAGCAUAUUACAGAAGAUCGCUUUGUCUCACCGACCUUGUUGCCAGUGGCUGUAUCAUCAUCUUCCCCUUCUGGGGGACUGGCUUGUGCAAUAGCUGCCCUUGCGGAGCGUCAGCAGAUUGGUGGAGAUUCAUCUACCAACCACAAUGGAAGCAUUUCAGCACUCAACAUGCUUCCAGGCAGUAGUAGUGCAUUUUACAACAGAGUGGGAGCAGAUGGGCAGACCUAUCCUCCAGUGGAUAGCUAUGUUGAUUUGUCACAUCACAGGGGAAUGGCAGUGACGAGGAAUGACGAUGAGUGGGGUGUAGAUCAUGGAUCGGAGGUGGCUGAAGCAGGGACUAGCUACGCAAGCUCUGAUGGGACAGAGGAAGCUGGUGGAGCAUUACCGUCAAAUGCUGGAAUUGUGAACAGUUUCCAGAAUGCCCCAGGAGCAAUAAUUCCCGAGAGUUAUGAGGAACAGAUGAUGCUAGCCAUGGCUGUUUCUCUGGCUGAAGCUCGUGCUGUGACAAGUGGAUCUGGAGUGAGUUGGCAAUAGUUCUAGGUCAAGCUUGGUGAAUGGUCUUUCUCAAAGGGAUGGUAUCGGCCAUGGUUGAUUAACUAGCUGAGCCUCGAGCGAGGGCAGAUUGAGAACGUAGUACACGCAGCUUAGUUCAAUAGGUUCAUUGUAGUGAUAGUUCUCUCCUUUCCUUGGAGCCUCUAAAUAUAUGUUAGAAGGAGAGGGAAAAAAAACUGGCUGUGCAAUUCUUAACCAUCUGUCUGUAUCCGCUAGCUUUCAUUUGUUUGCGCGCACAAUUACAUGGUGGGGUAAUGAGAAGUAAAAUGUUGGAUCUCAAACUAUUAAGUGAUAGGAUUUAUGGUCUGAGGAAUGGUGAGGUGGUAAAUUCCUGGUUUCUAAAUGGGGCCUUUGUGUAUCAAACAUUGUCCAAUAAAUUUGUGGAAACUGUGCAAUGCUGCACUCGA